ACGAUGCGGAACAGCUCGGUUCUGUGAGAGGUUCGUCUCUCCUUUUGGCUCUCCAUUUUUAGCCCAGUUGCUUCUGCCUUGCUGUCUCUUUUUGUUCUGGGGAUACAAAACUCCAGCCCUUAUAGCCACCCAUUCCCCUGCACGCGUCCCUGGGAGAGGCUGGUUACUACAGCAACCACAGACUCUCGCGAGACAGAAUACACGCCUGCGCAGUGCUGUGCCAGGUUUAGUCCACACACCACGCCUGACGCCCCUGACUGGGAGUGACGUAAUGCAGAGGCAGGCUGAUUUUGACCAGGCCGCACAAGACGUGAGGAAGCUGAAAAGCAGACCGGAAGAUGAAGAACUCAAGGAACUCUACGGGCUCUACAAGCAGUCAGUCAUUGGAGACAUCAACAUUGCAUGCCCAGCAAUGUUAGAUCUAAAGGGUAAGGCCAAAUGGGAAGCUUGGAACCUCCAAAAAGGGUUGUCGAAGGAAGAUGCCAUGUGUGCCUAUAUUUCUAAAGCGAGAGAGCUGAUUGAGAAAUAUGGAAUUUAGAAGGUGACGGAGAAAUCAGAUCUCCUUUGGAAGCCUUCAUAUGCAUCAAUAAUUCUCUAAACAAAAUCAUGGAUCUUUUCUAUUAGGAUGAGUUAUGAUACUUAGGACUGUCAGCAUGGUUACCUGAUUUUACUCACUUGAGCAAGAUGACAUUAAAAAGUUCCUUCCCAAAUAUUGUUUUGUAGUAUGCACAUGCGCUUUAAUAAAUAUACUUUCUUUUGCAUUUA
Messenger RNA from Mus musculus (house mouse), 765 nucleotides. RefSeq names its product acyl-Coenzyme A binding domain containing 7 (gene Acbd7). Gene Ontology annotation, molecular function: fatty-acyl-CoA binding. The transcript has 4 exons. Lineage: Eukaryota; Metazoa; Chordata; Mammalia; Rodentia; Muridae. The record is from RefSeq and is a predicted model, not a curated record. Bases 272 to 538 code for a protein of 88 amino acids.